Lytechinus pictus (painted urchin) is the source of this 5516-nucleotide messenger RNA. RefSeq lists its product as uncharacterized. The transcript is spliced from 6 exons. Bases 167 to 1027 code for a protein of 286 amino acids. Lineage: Eukaryota; Metazoa; Echinodermata; Echinoidea; Temnopleuroida; Toxopneustidae. The record is from RefSeq and is a predicted model, not a curated record.
GCCAUAGACGCGGGAAUCCCAGCUGGGAUUCCCCACAGUGCAAGUGGCGAACAUUAAACUUGCGACAUGACAUUGUACGCAUAUUAAUGUGGUCUCACAAAGGACCUACAUCUUGCAAAAACUGUACCAUAUUGGGAUUUAAAUAUUAUUGUGCGUGUAGCUGUUCAUGGCGUACAUGAAUACAUCCCUAUCUUCGAGUGAAAUCAUUCUCUUGCAGAAUCCGACCGGUACUAUGACGACCCCGACCCCGUAUCACUUUGACCCUGCCUCUCAGCAGGUGAUCAACUCAUUACCUUCCAAACACUUGAGCCAUCGUCAAGCCUCAGAAGCUAUUAAUGAUGCAGCUAGUAGGAUUGCUUCUUCUACUGAACAUGGUCGUACAUCAAUGAGGAAUGGACUGACUUAUGAUCAGUUCCUUGCUGGUCUUUUAUACAGCGAAGAAACAAUGUUAGUGAGUCAGUUCAUAUACUUUGACUAUGUGAUGUUUAAUCCUGAGCCUCAAUCACCACCUCGAUCUAACAUGACAUCUGGUCGUGCUUUCCUUACUAAUCAUCGUCUUCUUCUCCUAUCAGCUGAGGUUUAUCAAGGUUUGAGCUUGGCAACUUUGACCCCUGGUCAGGACAAGAGACCUUCAGGUUACACAAUCACAGGAAAUGCUUCAGAUAUUCUGCAUUAUCAGAGUAUCCCAUUGAUCAAUAUCCACAGUGUGGAGUUGAACGCAUCAGUUGGUGUCCAGUCUGUCGAGACCGUAAUGGGAGUACGGCCAUGUUGCUGUCUGGCUCUGUGUAGCUGUGCAGGGAUGGACGAUUGUCUGAAGAGCUGGUCAUCAACUUCACAGUCUCAAGGAGUUAGUACAAACGAAAGAGUGUUGACUAUCGGAGUGACAAUGCCUCCAUGGAAUCACCGUUACAUGAUCAAACUUCAUCUCAACGGUGGUGUUCCAAUGGCCCUGGUCAAGGAGUAUAUAGUUGCAUUCUCUCGUUUUGCACCUAAUAUCACCACCAAGGCCCAAUCUGCUGCUUUCUAGGUCACUAUAUAAAGUGCAUUCAGUCGUUGUCAUGGCAAAUAGUUUAGCAGUUUCACAGUCAGUCGUUAUUAUCAUGGCAAUUUCCAAUCAAUAUUGAAACAAGUCAUUAUAUAGGGAAGUUAACCCUGACCAAAAGUUGAUUGUAAAAAGUAACAGAAAAGAUAAAAUAUAUUGGUGAAGGUUUGAGGAAAAUCAAAACAGAGAAUAAAAAAGUUAUAAUUUCAAUUAUUUGAUUUGUGACGUCAUAUGCGAGGAUCUUUACAUAUCAUAUGGUAAAAAAUCAAAGAAAUGUAAUUUUCUCAAAAAAAUAAAAACCUUUUUUACUGUACCUUCAAUGUAUUAAUAGACAAAUCAUUUCACAUCCUUUCCUAAAAAGAAAACAAACAAUAAGUCAUCUCGAACCAUUACAAAUUUGGGGAUUUAUGCAUUUUAUAUCAUAACUAUGAUAAUGGGGUAGCUGCUCGUUUAUGACGUCACAAAUUCAAAACUUAAAACUGAUAACUAUCUAAGGGUGAACUUCCCCUCUAAUUAUGAAAAGCUGGCGCAAUGCCUUCAUGACGCAAGGAAUUAUUGUAGAACCAUAAUCAUCAUAAACGGUAUACUCAAUUGUCAGGCAAAAGGGUGUCACAGGAAUUUUGAAGAGGCAUGAUUCAUGAUUGCUUUAUAGAAAGUAUGAAGCAAAUUAAAGUUGAAAGACCAUGAAAAUCACCAUUUCACUCUCGUAACAUAAUUCUAAAACGCUUGGAAACAAUUACAAGAAGUAUGUGCAAAUUGCAUGUAUAUAUUUCUUGUGGCUAUAGCCCAUCAGUUGUUUUAAAGGAUAUCUUUAUAGUUUAAUGCCAUUUGGGCCGCGGCCUACAAGUGGGCAGUGAGAAGCUCCAGAGGGAGAAAAAAUAGGGGAAAAACUAUAGUAUAUCUCAUACAGAUCCGUCCGAAUAUGUUAUGUCCGAUCGGUCUAUAGAGGGGAUUCACACGCCCGCAUUUGCGUCAUUCGAAUGAUAAUUCGAAUUACGCAGUUUGAGCGUGUGAAUGCAAAAUAGCGUAAUUUGAAAUGCGCAAUGCAAAUGAUGGUUUCGAGGUGCUUUCGAGUGACGCUAUUCCAGAAUUACGGAGCGAAACCAGCCGUGUGAAUGCUUUGACCUCCAAAACGUAAUUCUGGGGGCGGAGCUUACGGUGACCAUUCAACCACUUCCGCAGAAAAACCCCGCCCGCUAUUUUCUGCUCUGUUGGCCAAUUUUAGCGAUGCACGAGUGCCAUUGACUAGUCUGCUGGGCAAACCCUUCACUCGAGUUAAGGGUCUGAAUGUGCAGCCUACUCAUACCUUGUGUACUGAAGGCUCUCUGGAACAGCAAGUUUUGUAUGUGCUAGUCUUUGCGUGGAGGCACACUUGUUGAUCAAAGUUCCAAUCAGGGUCUGUGCCUGCAGACUAGCCAUUGGCGGGGUACCAAAAAGAAGACACACCUCUCAAUAUCGAUGCGAAACGUAAAGCCGCAGAAUUAGAAUCCUCCUGAGCCGUGUGAACGGAAGAUGAAUCUAGCGUCAUUACAAUUUGGCAUUGCAAUUAAGAAUUCAAAUGACGCAAAUGCGAGCGUGUGAAAUCCCUAAAUAAGCACGUUCAUGUGCAUGGUUUCGAUCCAGUUCAGAAGUGAACCUCAUGUGCAUGCAUAUUGACUGUGUAUGUAGUUAUUGUCGCCCAUUUACCGGACAUUUGCAAAUGCAGAUUAAUUCUCAAACUGUUUGUUUCGAAUGUGCUUCAGAGCUUUGUGUUCAAAUUUCACGAAACACUAUUUUCACCAAAAUUGACGUUUUCUUAAAAUUUUGGUUGGUGGGCCUCGAAGAAAAAAUCUGAGAGUCAAAGUUGUCCUCGAGUAAAACAAAAGGAUGAGAAGCGCUGAUUUAGCGUACUUUCAUUAGUAGGCUAGUGUACAUAAGUAUUUUGUCAACAUACAAAAGUAGUGCGGAAACAUAACCACAAUAUUUGUAAAUAUUAUAGGAAAAACGCAUCAUAAAAAGGCGGUAGACUACAUUGAGCUUAUUAAAUACCCAGUAAUCCUAAUAUGCUUUCAUCCCAUUGUGAAGAAGUUGGUAUUCGUGCUAGUUUAAGUUAUUCACAUGCAGUCUCCCACAAAUUAAGUAAUACAAAAAAUGAUGGUAGUAUUGCAUUUCUAUAUCACAUUGUAAACGAAUAUUAUGCACUUAAAAUUAGUUGUCAGUCAUGUUGUAUAUUUUUCCACGUAAUUUUGUUGAUCAUUCGAUUGAUAUGAGGUCAUUGUAUUCAGAGUUUUUGGUUCAGUCCGAUCAUUGUUUCGGUAUUUUCAUAUUUUGAUAUUGUAAAUAAUUCACGCUACGGAUUAUGUUUAGUGACGUCAAUUUGAACAUACUCUGAACUUUAGAUUUUUUUUAAUAUUACGAGAGAAAAGAGAGAUACCAUGACUUUUAGAUAUUCAGUACUAUUUAUAUACCCACCUUUUAUUUAUUGUGCGGCCGUAUUGAAUCUACAUAAAUAAAAUAAAAAAAACUGUUCGUAUAGUUAAAAGAAAAAGAAGUAAUUUCAAAGACUGAUUAGAAGCUGAAAGUAAAGUAUUUUCAUUUCUAAGAAACUUGAGGUAUUUCACUUUGACUAAGUUUGGUUUAUAAUGAAUUGAUUAAUAAAAGACUUAAUAAUGGUAUCCCGACUCCUAAACAAUUGACAUAAUGCAGGAAAAUUAUGUAUAUAAGCUUGUAGGAUAUCAUGCAGAAACCCUAAAAUGAUUCAUUUUCGUUUGUUACUUACACGGUGUCAUAUUAGAUUGUAUAACAUUUGUAAUAAUGAUAGCAGCAUCUUUUUGUAAAUGCAAAAUUAAGUUAAUGUUUAAUUACCACGAUCAAAAUAAGAGGAAAGAAUUAUAAGCGUAUACAGAUUUUGAAAAAUGAAAAGAUGCAGUAUCGAUGACGAAUAAUUUUGAUAAGUUUCAAGUUUAUCAGCAAUGCGUAAAGCUAUUCAGUUGAGUGAAUGUGUGUAACAUAAAUUAUAAUUAUAAAACAUCACUCUGAUCCUUUACAAAAUGGGGGGGGGGGGGGGUUCAGAAGAUGGAAGAAGAAUAUUGAACAGCUCCUACUAUACUAUACACUCUAAAUUCCAAGGAUUUAAAGUAAAUCCGGAUCGGCUGUGAAUAGCGGCCAGCCGAAUAUUAGAUUGGUUUUAACCCUUGUAGAUUUAAAUAAGAAUCUAAAAGAUUUGAAUUUAUAUAUUUUGAGAUUUGAAAUUUAAUCCUAUAGAUUUAAAAUAAAUCCAACAUUUAGAUGGUCACUAUCCACAGCGGAUUUGGAUUUAUCUAAAAUCCUUGGAAUUUACGCCAGGUGAGGAGGAGGAGGGGAGGUGGAUUACUAUAUACCGCCUCCCUUCUCCAGGUGCGGUUCUUUUUUUUUUGGGGGGGGGGAUUCUGGGGGCUUGAAUAAUUUUUGACAUUGGUUUAUCCAAUACUAAUAAAAUGGCACAUCAGUGGCAGCAUACUGAACGUGAAAUACUAAGCAAGCAGCUGUCAGCCCGUCUGAAAAAUAUUACGGGAUUAUGCGAGGGAGCGAGCGACCCCCCCCCCCCAAUAUUCAAAAUGCUUGAAAAUAUUGUUUGUUCUACAUGUCUAUUCCACCCAUCAGGGCAUGUGAUUUCACUUCAUGAUAAUGGGGGCAAGACUGGUUAUCAGAAGGAUACAGUGUUGUUACCAUCUCCAGACGUUUAAUUUAUUUAUACGUGAGUGAGCCUCGCGAACGAGCAAGAUAUCCCUAAUUUCAAGAGCAACAUUUUCACGACCCACGGUCCCUUAAAAUUCAUUGAAUAAGUCUAUCCAGUUAACGGCCUUAUAUUUCUCAAAUCUUCUAUAAUAUAAGGCUUUUUCUACUUAAAAUGAUAAAAAUAAAAACAUUAUAGUGAUAUAAAAUAAUUUUGAUUGCCGCAUAUAUUCAUAUUUUUUUAUUACAGCGCCGUUAUAAAAACAACACCGUGCGGACAUAAUUAUAUGAAAUAUGACUGCAGCAGAAAUUAUUUUAGAUUACGUUUUGUCCAUUUUCUUAUCUUCUUGUUAUUUCUGUUAUUGGUAUAUGUUUGUUUGUUUUAUUUAGGCAUAAACUCCAUAAAACAAACAUGUUUUGUCAUACCAUUGUUAAUUAUUAUUAUGAUAUUGGACCACAUGAAAAAACACAGCUGAUAAUUAUGUUUAACAGCUCUGGAUUGGGCUAUCCGAGCGUAUUUAUUAUCAAUGUUUUAAAGUUAAUGCGUAUGUUACUUGCAUAUAUUGUGUUUUUGUGAUUUCGGAAAUAAAACAAACGAACAAAAUCUUAGGUUACGAUAGCUACAGAUAUUAAUUAAAGCAUCUAUCAUGAUAUAAAUAUUUGUUUUAAAAACCCCAAUAACAAUAUAAACUGACUCUCUUUUGAUAGCCACAUUAUAGUAUUUAUAUCCACGAGCUUAUUUUCUGGUUCUGAAAUAAAAUUCGGAUAGAUUUUCCUACUA